AGGCGGAAACAAAAGAGCCCGGCGCCGCCGCCCGCACACUCGCGCACCGCGCCCGGGCGCACACGGAGCAGCCCCGCGAGGCGGCAGCCCGGGACACGCGGACCCGCCGCAGCCCCCGCCGCCUGCCCCAUGGCGCUGAAGCGGAUCCAGAAAGAAUUAAGUGAUUUACAGCGUGAUCCACCUGCUCACUGCUCAGCGGGACCUGUGGGAGAUGACCUGUUCCACUGGCAAGCAACCAUCAUGGGGCCCCCUGACAGUGCGUACCAAGGUGGAGUCUUCUUCCUCACUGUGCACUUUCCGACAGACUAUCCCUUUAAACCGCCAAAGAUUGCUUUCACAACAAAAAUCUACCACCCAAAUAUAAACAGUAAUGGGAGUAUUUGUCUUGACAUCCUGCGGUCCCAGUGGUCGCCAGCUUUGACUGUAUCGAAAGUGCUGUUGUCCAUAUGCUCACUGCUCUGCGAUCCUAAUCCAGAUGACCCCUUAGUACCCGAUAUUGCACAGAUCUAUAAAUCAGACAAAGAAAAAUACAACAGGCACGCAAGAGAAUGGACUCAGAAAUAUGCAAUGUAAUGUUUGAAAACACUUUCACUUAUACCAGAGUACUGUAAAAUCUAUGUCUUUUUCAACAUUAGCAGUGAAUCCGGCGCUGUUCGCUGUCUCCUUUGUUCCAUGAAUCCUUUGGUUUUUUUACUCAUUUUAAAUGUGUUUCUGAAGCAAGACAGAACAAACUUCCAAAAAUACCCUUCAAACGAUGCUGAGAGCAUUUAGCAUUUUGUGCUCGUCAAGGAGGACAUUUAUUUUGGUUCCUGAGACACUUGGACACCUGCAUCUUCAAAGCAAGAUCCGAGAGACACGCCUGAGAAGCAACCAGAUGAUUUUUUUUUUUUUUUUUUUUUUUUUUGCUGAAAGGAGAUGUUUUUACACAACGAGAAACACUGUAUGUAUUGUCCAAGAUGUCGUCACUUUUAUAAAUCUGAAUUCAGAUUCCAUUCUUUGUUAGCUCACUUUAUAAUUUGUAUUUUUUUACUGUAUAGACUAAAUAUAUUCUAUGUCAACUCAUGACCUUUUCUUCCCCCCUGUGAACAGUAUUGAAGCCCCCAACAGGUGAUGAUGAAUAACUGUGCCCCCUCUUCCCCCCGUCUUAGGAUAUUCUGUGAGUUGAAUGCAUAUUUCUUAAACCGGAACUGAUCUCCGCACGGUCUUUCUCAGUGUACCGAUUAGAAUGGAGAGACCCUUGUUUGGUUUUCUUGUACUUGACUUAACUUGAUUGCAAUGUGAAUUAAUUGCACUGCUAAGUAGGAAGGUGUGCCACUUUUUUCGUUGUUGUCGUUCUUCACAUUUGAAUUUUUUUUUUUUUUUCUGUAUAGGCAAUAUUCUAUUGACACCUUUUCCAGACCUUACUGUAGCUUUUUCCAUAUAAAUAAAAUGCUUUUUCUACUGUUUGUCUUGAUCACUUACUGCAAAAAACAAAACUGCUUGAUCUAUCCCUCAGGAUCAAAACUCUGUAAUUUUGCAUGACAACUAUUUCCAAUGUGGAAAAUAUCAUCUUUUUUUUUUUUUUUUUUUU
Molecule: messenger RNA, 1570 nt
Organism: Peromyscus leucopus (white-footed mouse)
Lineage: Eukaryota; Metazoa; Chordata; Mammalia; Rodentia; Cricetidae
Gene: Ube2d1
Product: ubiquitin conjugating enzyme E2 D1
Exons: 7
Coding region: 130-573 (147 amino acids)
Biological process (GO): ubiquitin-dependent protein catabolic process; protein polyubiquitination
Cellular component (GO): nucleus
Molecular function (GO): ubiquitin conjugating enzyme activity
Source: RefSeq, a predicted model, not a curated record